Molecule: messenger RNA, 1338 nt
Organism: Staurois parvus
Lineage: Eukaryota; Metazoa; Chordata; Amphibia; Anura; Ranidae
Source: the annotation of a GenBank genome assembly
AUGGAAGGACCAGCUGGUGAUCUGGAAGACCAUGACGUAACAACCAACUCAUCAGAAGAAAACCCUACUGGCUCCAAGCUCUCUCCCGUAUUUCCCAGCCUUGCUCCAUCAUGCAGUCCACCUCCAUCUUCCAGAAACUCGGCCCAUGACACAAGUGAGCGCGGCGAAUCUUCUACCCAAAAAGUCAAAGUCACGCCAGACAAAAGAAGCCAGAAGGGGGAAAAGCCAUUUUCAUGUUCGGAAUGUGGGAAAUGUUUUCCGCGGAGGAGCCACCUCCUUUCCCACCAGAUGAGCCAUACAGGUGAGAAGCCGUUUUCCUGUCCAGAAUGUGGGAAAUGUUUUUCCUAUAGAUCUGGUCUUCUUCUACACCGGAGAACUCACACGGAGGUGAAGCCGUAUUCAUGUUCGGUAUGCGGGAGGGCUUUCACUCGGAGGUGGAUUCUUCUGGAACAUGAGAACACCCACACGGGUGUCAAGCCUUAUUCCUGCACCGAAUGUGGAAAGUCUUUUUCUCAGAAACAGCGACUUACUUGGCACCAGGGAACUCACUCGUCUGAGAAGCCUUUCCCUUGUGCCGAAUGUGGCAAACGCUUUACGCACCGGGCACUCCUUGCCACCCAUCAGAGGACUCACACCGGGGCCAAGCCUUAUUCACAUCACCUGGUUCUUCACCAGAGAGCUCACACGGGGGAGAAGCCGUUUACAUGCUCAGAGUGUGGGAAGUCCUAUAUCAAGAGAGGGGACCUUACCUGCCAUCAGAUGACUCACACAGGGGAGAAGCCGUAUUCAUGCUCCGAGUGCGGGAAAUGUUUUGCUAAAAGGUCCCAUCUGGUCAAUCACCAGAGAACCCACACGAAAUGUUUCGCUAAAAAGUCUUACCUUACCGUACACCAGACCACUCACACGGGGGUGAAGCCGUUCUCUUGUUCUGAGUGCGGCGAAAGCUUUUUCUGGAAGAUAUCCCUUACCAGACACGAAAAAGUCCACACAGGGCAGGAGUUGCACUCGUGUUCAGAAUGCGGAAAAUGUUUUACCGACCGAUCCAUUCUUAUCGAACAUCAAAGAAUCCACACGGGGGAGAAGCCUUAUUCCUGUUCGGAGUGCGGGAAAUGUUUCUCACGGUGUUCCAGUCUUAUUGUGCACCAGAGGACCCACACUGGUGAAAAGCCUUAUUCGUGUUCUGAGUGCGGGAAAUGUUUUGCUUCAAGAAUGUAUCUUACCAAACAUCAGCGGACUCACUCAGGCGUGAAGCCGUUUUCCUGUUCCAAAUGCAGUAAAAGUUUCCAUUUUAAGUCGUAUCUUAACCGGCAUGAAAGAGUUCACACGGGGGAGUCGUGA